AUGAGCAUUAAUCCUGACGAGGCUGUAGCUUAUGGGGCAGCUGUUCAGGCUGCUUUGUUGAGUGAAGAUGUUAAGAACGCUCCAAAGUUGUUGCUGCAUGAUGUUACACCGUUGUCUCUUGGCAGGUCAGUAAAAGGAGAUAUCAUGUGUGUUGUGAUUCCAAGGAACACUUGUAUUCCUGUCAAACAGACACAAAAGUACUAUAGAAGUGCCGAUGGCCAAUCGUCUUCCUUGAUUGAGAUUUAUGAGGGCGAGAGAACAAGAGCCAGUGAGAACAAUUUGCUCAGUUUAUUUGUGCUUUCUGGCUAUCCCCCAGGUCCUCGUGGUUCCCCUUCUUCAGAUGUCUCUUUUGCUAUAGAUGAAAAUGGCAGUCUGACGGUUUCUGCUACUAAUAAUGCUUCUGGAAAUUCAAUCAAGGUUACAAUAACCAAUUACAGAGAAAGAAUGUCGGCCGAAGAAAUUAACAAAUUGAUCAAAGAAGCUGAGAAUUACCAUAUUGAAGACAUGAAAUUCCUAAGGAAGGCAAAAGCAGUGAAUGCAUUAGAUGACUACAUUUAUAAAAUGAGAAAUGCUUUAAAGAUGGUGGAUGUUAGCUCUAAACUCUCCUCACUAGAGAUUAAGAAGAUGGAAGAUGCAAUUGCAGUUGCCACAAAUCUGUGUGGUAACCAGCAGGUUGAAAUAGAAGUUCUGGAGGAUUAUCUCACGGGGCUUAAGAGUAGGAUGAAAUACAUUAUAGCCAAGACAGUUUAG
This is a messenger RNA of Lathyrus sativus (Indian pea), 750 nucleotides long. The record is from the annotation of a GenBank genome assembly. NCBI's taxonomy places the organism in Eukaryota, Viridiplantae, Streptophyta, Magnoliopsida, Fabales, Fabaceae.